This is a messenger RNA of Archocentrus centrarchus (flier cichlid), 3835 nucleotides long. Its product is annotated as bromo and FHA domain-containing protein DDB_G0267958-like. NCBI's taxonomy places the organism in Eukaryota, Metazoa, Chordata, Actinopteri, Cichliformes, Cichlidae. The record is from RefSeq and is a predicted model, not a curated record. The coding region runs from base 276 to 1928 and encodes 550 amino acids. The transcript is spliced from 5 exons.
CUGCAUCCUGUAGCUUUCAGCGCUUGUGUGUUUUCCAUCUGCUGUGGAGAUUUUUAUGCUGGAAGUCUGUCUUUAUUUUCAGUGCACUGUUUUUGAAUAUCCACCAGACUUUUCCACAUAUAUCUGUGGAGGCUCUGGUAGGCGUUUCACCGAGAGUCCGAGCUUAGGCAGGCGAGAUUUAACGUUAGCUCGCAGGGUUAGCGCGCCGCUGUGAACCGGAUCCGGACGGAGUUCUUCGUCUCUGAGUCUCAACGCCAACAGGAGUCCCUGGAGUUAUGGCGAGUGAAAAUGCUGAAGCCAACCCCGGGAACGAUGAGGAACCGGGUCCUUCAGCCGAAUCUAACGAGCAUGACUAUGCCCACACUGCGGACGCCAACUUGGGGACCUCUUCCACCGACCCUACGGGAGAGCCCGAGCAGAGCGCCCUCCCCGAGUCCUCCGCCUCCCCGCAAGUGGAGCUUCCCGAACCGGCUGUGGGUGCAGAGGUAGACUGCCCCGGGGGGAAUGAAGUGGAAGCGCAGACCGGAGAAGAUCCCCAGAAGACUGCAGAGUCUGAGUUAGCUGCUCCGGCGUCCCCGGCUGUGCAUCGUGGUGGUCCUCGGCGGGUCAGGCGGCCGGAGGACAAGAACUGCUCCUGUUGCAGGCUCGAGUUCGAGCGGCACGGCCGGUCUUUCAACCGGAGGGCGGUGUACACGUUCACCUCCCCGGAGACUGUGCAUUGGGCCUUCCCGGGCUCCGUGGUCAACGAAAAAUCCUUCCUGUGCGAGACCUGCGCUCAGGUGAUCCGGAGCAAAUGCAAACGCAAACAGAGCGGGAAACGGACCCUGUGGCUGAAGCCUCCUCCGGCUAAACCGUCGCAGGUGAAUAAUAAGAAGGUGGCAGGCUGUAGGAUGGGGAAGAAGAGCAAAGCAGCGCUGCUGGUGAGCAAGUCCAGCUACAAAGCUGCUUUCCAAAUGCUGUGGUCCUCUAAAGGUGCUCGGAAACCCAUGAUGGAGUUCUGGAGCAAGCAGCUGAAAACUGAGAUGAAGAUGCUCUCGCGGCUGUCAGACAACCCCUUCCAUCAGAAGGUGUCGGGGAAGAAGCCACUGUCGUCCUUCCCCUGGCGGCGAUGUCUGAACUGGGUUCAGGAACACGCUCCACUCGUCACCACCUGCCUCCGCUCGCUGUUCCCGGACAUCAACGCCCUGUACAAGAGCAACAGCCAGCUGACGGAGGAGCAGGCCUUCAUGCUGCUAGAGCGCCGGACUGUGGUGGCACUCUCCAUCCCUCUCUUCACCAGGAACAUCUGGAAGAACAACUUCCUGCAGGCUGCUCUGGGGGCCGAGCUCCGCCUGCAGGGCUGCUCUGGCUCCGCCCUCGAAACCCUCAACACCAUGGGGCUGUGCCAGAACAAAGACACCGUCAGGCUGCUGCUGCACAGGCUGCGAAAUGGCAAAGACAUGGAUGGCGACACAGGGAUGAAUGCUAAAGAAGAGCAAAUGAAAGAACAGAUGGGAGACGUGAUGACAGAUGAGGAGGAGGAGGAGGAGGAGGAAGAGGAAGAAGAGAAAGAUGAGGAGGAAGAAGACAAUGAAGAAGAAGAGGAGGAGGAGGAGGAAGAGGAGGAAAUGGUGAUGGCAGUAGAGGAGGAGGUAGUUGAAGAGGAAGUGCAGGAUGGGAUGCAAGAGGAGGGGGAAGAAGAGGAGGAGGAUCGUGCAGCGGAGGAAAAAGAAGAGAAGAAGAGGAAGAAGAAGGCAAAAAAACAGAGGAAAGAGGAGAAGAGGAAGGAGAGAGUGAAACGAAAGGCGAAGGAGAGACAGGAGGAGCCGGAUGAUGAGGACGAUGAUGAUGAAGACUCCGAGCAGAAAAAGAAGAGGGUGGUGGUGGUGAGGCUCGGACUGCUUAAGGGACACUCGGAGGUCGGACGAGCCGACCUAUCGGCUCCCUAAGACUGCAGGCUCCAGACUCAACAGGCCCCACCUCCAAUCAGAGAGCAGCACAGAGGCCCCACCCUCCUCCCUGGCAUGUAUUCAAAGGCAUUCUGGGAACUGUAGGAGGUUAGUAACUGUGGAGGGAAAGUAAUGAGGGCCUCACUUUAAAUUUUCAGUUUCAGUUUGAGCCCAGAAACACAGAAGUUGUUCCAAUACGACUGAGAUUGACAGCUAAACACCCGCAGGCGAUCAAGUAUGAUCGGUCCCCAAAGUUACCAAAUUCAUCUUUUGUUCCACCUUGUAGCAGAUCCAGGAAAAGGAGAAUAAGCGAUCCGGCUGUGAUCACAGAAACAAAGCACAGUUCCACAUGAUGCGCACCCAUUAUGGGAAUAAAGUCAAACUUAGCAACAGAAAGUAAAUGUGAGAAUCAAGUCAUUUUGUUUUGAUUUAUUAGCCAAUCAAACUGAUAUCAGAUCAUGCUUAAAGGUUUCCGCGUUACUCAAAACAUCACGACUAAUUUUCUUUUUUUAAAUCAAUUAAUUAUAAUCUAUAAUUAUUUUUGUAGACUUUAUCCUCAUGACAUUAUGACUUAAUUCUUACAAGAUUUCCUCUUUGAACACUGAGAGUUAAAGUGACCAUAAAAUGUGAGCAGUGCUCAGCUAGUAUGCUUUAUUAACUUGAGUCCUGCUCACCACUAAAUCUGAGAAUGUGCAGGGUAAAAUCUAAACACACACCAAAACUUUCAGAAAGGUGUGAGCAAUUCUCGCCACUGAGUUUUUCUUUAUAAAGUCUGGAUAUUUACUGGAUCUCAAAGCACUUCGCUGUACUUACACAGCUGAUCUUAUACGAAAUCUGCUUUCAAUGGCAUGUAAAAAAAACAAAAAGCAUUGGGGGGGUACGAGCGGCGCUUUUAACUUCGGGGAGCCUGGAUGUCCUCAGACACACCUAUAAUAAAGCCAUCAGUGACUCUCGUGCACUUUGUGUUGAUCGGGCUGUUGGAGUUAUCAGGAGGUGAAAACAGGUUUAUUUUCUAAUCCCGCUACAGUUACACCAUCUUCACUUUUUACAAACUCACAGGAGCAGGAAACGGUGUGAGUUUGAUUCUGAACACUGUGACGUCUCAAACUGUUCAAAGACUGAAGCCCGGAGCUGAGUAGAUGCACACCUGAGAAAAGGACCUGGACUUUAUUUGCUUUAUAAUCUUCAUUUACUUUGUUUGUUGGCCUUAUUGAGCUCAGCUGAAGAGAUCGAAGGCUUCAGGAUGCUUGUUUGAGGCACGGUGAAGCCUUUGAUUCAUGUCGUGCUGAACCGAUGGUAGGGUUGCAGAUUCGGUUGCCUACAGAGGUCGUAACCGUCAUGUUUGGUGUCUGUAUGUUAGGUUUCCAGGAGUUUGCAGACUGUUUAAUCUUUCAGAGCUUUUAGAAAAACUGACUUAAAUCUUGGCAUGACAUGAACACAGCAGAGAAUGUAUAAAAAGUCUUUAAAGAUGUAAAAAUGUAUGAACUGUUGAGGAUUAAUGCCAAAAAAGUUUUUCUUUCCUUGUCUGUAAUUUCAGUGAGGUUUACUAAUAAUUUCCAGAAAAGACGUUCUUAUACUUUGGUCCUGAUUACAGUGAAAAUUCAUAUUGGGCACACUUCUACUUUUUUACUAUAAUUGGAGCCAACGUACGAUGUCCUUUCCAGGAGAUGAGUAUCAAAUUAAAGACCUGUAACAUUUAAGGGUUUUAAAUGAUAUUCUGUUGGUUCAGCUCAGUCAGGAAGCUUUCUGAACCGGACGACUCUGUAAAACGGUUUAUGUAACGAGGUUUUGUCCUUUUGUGUCAGAAAUGUUUUUAUUUUUAUGUUUAAGUUGAGGAUGACUCUGUUUUCUGACUCUUCUCAGAAAACAGAGCUGAGAUUCUGAAACUGAGAUUCUCUUUGCAAACC